CGCUGAGGUCCUCGUAGGUAAACAAGAAUAUGAGAAUGCCUCACCCAGCGUCGGGAGACCUGUAACGGCAGUUAGUCACUGUCCAGGAUGGGGCCUGGUGGGGGUUCGGUGGGUCACCACGCGACCCAGGACCCUGUUGCCCAGAUGAACACCUUCCGCUCAUACGUGUCCAUGCUGGCUGACCCUGGCUCAAAGGACGAAAACAAACUCAAAGCUGCACAAGCUCUCAGUGAAGAUCUGGAGGCCAUUGUAGCCUCACCACAGUACCCAUCAUUCCUGGAACAUGCCAUGAAAAUCUUUAUCAAGAUCCUGAGUGAGGGAGAUCCACUCUUCAUAUCAGAGUACAAUAUUCAGCAACUUCGGAAAUUGAUUCUGGAGAUGAUUCACAGACUGCCCAGCAAUGAGCAGUUAAAGACCUAUCUGCGGCCCAUACUUACCCUCAUGUUUCGCCUGUUAGAGACUGACAAUGAGGAAAAUGUCAUGGUCUGUCUUCGCAUUAUCAUUGAACUCCACAAGACUUUCAGACCGCAGUUUAGCCCAGAGAUCCAGCAGUUUCUUCAGUUUGUCAAAAAUAUGUACCAAGACCUGCCCAACCACAUGAAUAAGAUUUUUGAACCUCGACCUGUAAUACGUGUAACUGAUCUCUCGGAGGUUAAUGUCGAGGCGCUCCUACAAGAGACUUUCACCAUUACACCUAUUCACACAGAGAAAAAGUUGCAGGAUGGCACCUCCAUAACUUAUAACGUAAUUCCUCGUGCGGUGCUGUCCCUAAAGGUACUGACAGAAUUGCCCAUUAUUGUGGUGCUGAUGUUUCAGCUGUACAAACAGCAGGUUUACCAAGAUGUAGCUGACUUCAUCCCUCUCAUCAUGAACACAAUUGUUCUCCAGCCAUUUGCACAACACAGGGAGCAUGAAUCAUUCAACAAGGAAGUGUUUGUUGACCUUAUUGCUGCACAGAUCAAGACUCUGUCCUUUUUAGCAUACAUCCUGAAGAUCUACCAAGAUGUGGUUGCACAGCACUCUACAAAACUGGUCACUGGAAUGCUCACGCUCCUCUCUCUCUGCCCCAAUGAAGUGGCUCACCUGCGCAAGGAGCUGCUGAUUGCCACAAAGCACAUCUUGGCUCUUGAACUGAGAAAUAGAUUUGUCCCUCAUAUUGAUAAGCUGUUUGACGAGAGCCUGUUGUUUGGAAGAGGCUGGACAGCGCAUGAAACCCUCCGCCCAUUGGCAUACUCCACAUUGGCAGACUUGGUUCAUCAUGUCCGUCAGCAGCUGGACAUGGGAGCCCUGACCCGUGCUGUCCAUCUCUUCUCGAAGAAUAUACAUGAUGAGACGCUUCCCACAAGCAUCCAAACAAUGUCAUGCAAACUGCUACUUAACUUGGUAGAUUGCAUUCGGUCUCGCAGUGAGGCCAAUCCUAAUGAGCCAGGAGCAGGCAGGGACCUGUUGAUCCGUAUGCUUCAUGUCUUCGUGAAUAAGUUCAAGACUAUUGCACAGCUCCAGUUGCCGUACCUGAAAAACAAACAACAACUCAACAGUGCAACAAGCAGUUCUCCUGCAAAUAACAACAGUGGAACAUCCAGUAAUAGCACUGCAGUUCAAGAGGAGAGGAAGGAAGAUGUUAGACUAAGCAUAACAGAAAUGGACAACAAAGACAAGGAGUCCCAGAGGAUUGGUUUUCCACCCAAUGUGACCGUGAAUUACAGUGUGUCAGACUGUCGAGCGCUGGUCAAGACCCUUGUUUGUGGAGUCAAGACAAUCACAUGGGGUUGUGCCUCAUGCAAGUCAGCAGUUGAUCCUGGUCUCACCCUCAACAAGUCCUUUCAUCCAAAAGAAACCCUUGUAUUUAUCCGUCUAGUCAAGUGGGCCAUGCAGGCGUUGGAUAUCUACACACUAAAUGCACCAGGUAACCAACAGCCUUCUGGUCAGCGAGGACAGGUGCCUCAGACUGUCAGGUCCAAAGAGGAGAAAGAAGUAUUAGAACACUUUGCUGGAGUCUUUAUUAUGAUGAAUCCAGCCACCUUCAGAGAAAUAUUUUCCACAACUAUUGAUUAUGUUGUUGAGCGGAUAUACCACAAUACGGCAUUGCAGAUUGUAGCCAAUUCCUUCCUCGCCAAUUCUACAACUUCACCAAUAUUUGCCACCAUACUUGUAGAAUAUCUCUUAGGUCACAUGGAAGAAAUGGGAACAUCCAUGGACAGAUCUAAUUUAUAUCUGAAGUUAUUCAAACUAGUCUUUGGGUCUGUAUCACUGUUUGCAGCAGAGAAUGAACAGAUGUUGAAGCCCCACCUCCAUCAAAUAGUCAACCGGUCAAUGGAGCUGGCCAUGAGUGCCAAGGAUCCCUACAACUACUUUUUGCUGCUGCGAGCCCUCUUCAGGUCUAUUGGAGGAGGUAGCCAUGACCUCCUGUAUCAGGAGUUUCUGCCUCUGCUGCCGACACUCCUACAGGGACUCAACAGCCUGCAAAGUGGCCUACACAAGCAACACAUGAAGGACCUAUUUGUAGAGCUGUGUCUUACUGUACCAGUGAGAUUAUCCUCUCUGCUGCCAUACCUCCCAAUGCUCAUGGAUCCUCUGGUGUCGGCUCUUAAUGGCUCACAAACUCUCAUUUCACAAGGACUCAGGACCCUUGAACUGUGUGUGGACAACCUUCAGCCUGACUUUCUGUAUGAACACAUUCAGCCUGUGAGGGCAGAGUUGAUGCAGGCUCUUUGGAAGACACUCAGGAAUCCCAAUGACACCAUUGCUCAGGUGGCCUUCCGUGUCCUUGGAAAGUUUGGUGGUGGGAACAGGAAGAUGAUGAUUGAACCACAAAAGUUAGAAUAUAGUGAGCAGGAGACCCCAAGUACCUGUAUUACUAUCCACUUCUCAGAGCACAAGUCUCCCAUUAUGCUGCCAGUAGAGAAAAUAAUUGAGACAGCUUUCACUGCCCUCAAGACCUCCACUACGGAGCCCUGGUACAGGCGCCAGUGCUGGGAGGUGAUCCGCUGCUUCCUAAUUGGCUCCAUGCAGUUUGAUGAGGAAAAGCACAUGGUCAACAAGUUGUUCACACACCCUAACUUCAGGGAGGAGGAGCUCUUAACAGUACAUGGACCAUACUAUAAGUGUCCUGAUGAACAAGCAAGGCAAGUGCACCAGAUGGCUGUAACUGCCAUGUUUGUUGCAGCAGCCAUUAAGGAUCUUCGGCAGAGUGUAUUGCCGACAAUGGUGUCGUUAGUUAGGCAUUACACUAUGGUUGCCAUUGCACAACAAGCUGGACCUUUUAACAUGAUGGGUCGCUGGACCAAGGUACAGGGGAUGGAUCCUCUUGUUCUGAUUGAUGCUCUAGCUGUCAUUAUGGGACAUGAAGAGAAGGAACUCUGUAAACCAGGACACUUGGCACUUGUUCUCAUCAUGGAAGCUGCCACAAAUAUUCUUGGAACAAAGGAGAGGGCUUGUCAGCUGCCUCUCAUGGAAUAUCUUGUGGAGAAAAUGUGCGGUCUCUGUUAUGAACGUGCUUGGUAUGCAAAGCUUGGUGGGUGCAUUGCUAUCAAGUUUUUGUUUGAACGUAUGGCACUCAAAUGGGUUUUAGAACACCAAUUCCCAUUUUUGCGUGCAUUGCUCUUUGUUAUGAUGGACCUGACAGGUGAGGUCUCAAGUGGUGCAGUAGAUAUGGCCAAAAAUAAUCUGGAGAGGAUGUUGCAGGUAUGUGGAGCUCCACUGGAAGGAGAAAACAACACUGAUGAAAUGAGACAGAUACAGAGCAAAUCUCUUCAUGAUGUUACACAUGAGUUGGUACGCCAGGUCACAUCUCCAAACACAACAGUAAGAGAGCAGGCUAUGCAGAGUCUUCAUGUUCUUGCAAAACUUAGUGGCAGAGGUGUCACUGAAGUGAUGCAGCCACACAAAGAUGUAUUAGCAGACAUGAUUCCACCUAAGAAACAUCCUCUGCGACAACAACCAGCCAAUGUUCAGAUUGGUCUGAUGGAUGGCAACACAUUCUGUACUACCCUGGAACCUCGCCUGUUUACCCUUGACCUCAGCCUGCAAGAGCAUAAAUUCUUUUUCUCAGAAUUACACAUGCUGGUAGAGACAGAAGAUUCCUACUUAGCAAAACUCUCUUGUUACAAAAACAUAGGAAAUCUUGUACCUUUAAGGAAGUCUGCCCUGAAGGCUCUUGCUGCCUGUCAUUAUAUCCCUCAGAUAAGAGAGAAAAUCUUCCCAACUCUGUAUAAAGCGCUGAAUAAUUCAUCACAUCCUGAGCUCCAAGAGACUGCUUUUGAAUGCCUAAAGAAAUUCCAGAGUGGAUGCCAGGUAGACAUGGAGAUGGUCCAUUCUGCUAUGCGUCCUUUGCUUGGGCAACUGUUUCACCAUAGAAGUGUCACUCUGCCUGUCAUUCACAGACUCUCUUACUUGACCCAACUCUUUCCAUACACCUUUAAUGAAAAGCUGUGUGAGCAACUCACACAACACUUGAAAAACCUUAUAGAAAUGGCUAUUAUGAGCAGAAAGCAAAAUACAUCUGUUACCAAACAGGACAAUAAUGACCUCAAGCUUUGUGCCAACAUUGUUGGUAUAUUCCACCAGAUUCCAGCAGCGUCAGCAAGAUUUGUAGAAGCAUUGUGUAAGCUUGUGUUGCAGACUGAAAGAGCUCUAUUAAUUGAGGCUGGUAGCCCUUUCAGAGACCCGCUAAUGAAGUUCUUAUUACGUUACCCUGCUGAAACUGUUGAAUUGUUCCUCUCAGAGCCCCACGCCCGUGAUCAACAAUGGGGAAGAUACCUAGAGUUCCUCGUAAGGCACAAAGAGAGCAGUCCAUUCCGCCAACACUUACAGACAUGUACAGACAAGCUUCUGACUGUGCUCCUUGCAACCCCAACAGCUGUACAAAUUGCAGGACUUCAGCAGCAACACUACCAACAACAGCCUCUCACCAUUGCAGACCAGGCACAGCUCCAGUACUUGGCCAUUCGUAUCAUUUUACUUCUGUCUCGACAGGAUGACCAGUGGCUUGCAGCUCAAAGCCAGCUAGUUAUGGCAAUAAGGAAUCUUUGGAUUUCUGAUGAAUUCCAAGAGCGACAUCACUCUGCUGAGAACACUGAUUUCAUCCACUGGAAGGAACCACGCAUGGUGGUGUCAAUUCUUUUGAUGUAUUUCAAGCAUCAUACAGAUGACAUCAAUCUGCUGUUCCAACUACUACGAGCAUUUAUUGGGAGAUUUAUUCCAGACUUCCAAUUCUUGAGAGAUUUCCUUGAACAAACUGUUGCUCAAACUUACACUGUAGACUGGAAGAGAUCAGCUUUCUUCCAGUUUGUGGAGGUCUUUGAAGAUGUGUCAGUACCACAGGAAUUGAAGGCUGUUAUAUUGCAGUACAUCAUCAUCCCUUGCCUCACGGUUAGCUUGGAAAAUGGGGAUGGGGACAGGCUCAUAGGAUACCCUCCUGCACCAGACCAAGACCAUCCUGACAACGUCGUCUCCGUUUUCAUCACAAGAGUCAUCAACCCAGACGAGCCUUUUGUGUACAGCGAUGCAGUGAGGAUUCUUCUGCUGCAGCUUUCCUGUCUGUUGGUGGAGCAGGCCUCGGCUCACAUCCAUGAUGCAGGCAACAAGAGACAGGGUCAGAAAUUGAGGCGCCUCAUGACAUUUGCUUGGCCUUGUUUACUCUCAAAGAACUGUGUGGAUCCAGCCACCAAAUACCAUGGACACCUCCUUCUUUCACACAUCAUUGCCAAGUUUGCCAUCCAUAAGCGCAUUGUUCUGCAAGUGUUCCAUAGCCUUUUGAAAGCCCAUGCCAUGGAAGCAAGAUCUGUGGUACGACAGGCCCUGGAGAUCCUAACCCCUGCAAUGCCAGUCCGCAUGGAAGACGAUAAUUCGACACUGCCAGAAUUUUUGCGACAGUCAGUGAAAGUUGGUUAUAAGGAUGUUUACAUCAUCAUUAAUGUAGCUUUUAGUCAGGUGAACGGUAAUUCAGAUGAUAUUUGUGUAUGUAUCAAAUGGGAAGAAGAAAGAGUAAGAGAGGAGACAGAUGGUGAUGGUGGCAAUGAAUUAGCCCAGCAACUUCACCAGCCAGGUGGCAUAAAGCGCUCCUCAUCGACCGAUGGCCCCGAGGCAAAGAGGGCAAGAGUGUCUGUAGGAGCAAGUUCCCGGGGAAGUAUCGAUGCCACAAAGCCCAUGGAAAAAGCACAUGCUGAUGCUGUUGUUUACUUUUUGCUACGACUGGCAUGUCAGGUAAAUGAGAGCACAACCACACCUGGAACAGUAGCUCCUGGUGAAGCACUGUCUAGGCGCUGUGUGGCACUGCUGAAGCGAGCCCUCAAACCAGACAUGUGGCCGCAUGCUGACCCCAAGUUGGCAUGGCUGGACAAACUUUUCCUCAACUUGGAGUCAACACAGCCAAACCUGGCAAACGUUUGUGUUGGCUUGGAAGUUCUGACGUACCUCAUUGGGACUUUGAGGCGUGAGCAGAUCCUGGGAGCAAUGAGAGGCUUGACAAGAGGAUUGGUGGCUUGUAUGGCCUGUAGUAACUCUCGUGUUGUGCGCCUCACACACACACUGCUGGCCAGGCUCAUGUCCACGUUUCCUACCGAGCCAACUUCUGCCACCGUGGCUUCCCGCUUUGAAGAGCUUGAAGAUCUGUAUGCCAGAAUUGCCAAGAUUGUCUUCGAUGGUUUGACAUCGUAUGAGAAAAAUGCCAAUGCUUCUCCUACAUCACUCUUUGGCACACUGAUGAUCCUGAAAGCAGCAUGCCAGAACAAUCCAUGCUACAUUGAUCGCCUCAUCAUGCCCUUCAUGAAGGUCUUGCAGAGGAUGGCACGAGACCAUCUCAACCAUCCUUCCACGGAUAACAGCACAGUGGGCAGUGAACUGUUGAUCCUGUCUCUUGACUUGGUGAAGAACCGUGUGGGAGUGAUGGGUGUGGAAAUGGGCAAGGCUUUUAUUGGCACCAUUUUAGUUGGCCUCAUUGAGAAGACUCCUGAUGUCAAGGUCAUGAAGGCUAUCACCAAGAUGGUGGAAGAAUGGGUCAAAAACAAAACUCCAAUUGCCAUCAAUCAAGGUCCAAGUUUGCGUGAGAAGUCCAUACUUUUGGUAAAACUCAUGCAGUAUGUAGAGAAAAGAUUCUCAGAGGAUACAGAACUAAUGGCUCAGUUCUUGGAGUUGGUCAAUCAUGUUUACCGUGAUGAGACGCUGAGGAAUACAGAACUCACUGCGAAACUUGAGCCUGCCUUCUUGGCUGGGUUACGGUGCACACAGCCUCCCAUUAGAGCCAAAUUUUUCCAGGUGUUCCACGAGAGCAUGAGAUCCCGCUUGAGUGAUCGGCUUCUGUACAUCAUCUGUUCUCAAAACUGGGACCACAUGGGGCCACACUACUGGAUCAAACAGUGCAUUCAACUUCUCCUUGUUACAGCUCAGCAGAGUACUCAGAUCCAGAACUCGUCACAACAGGUGCUUCUGCCAGGAGUAACAGCUGUGAUUAACUGGGCAGAUGCAGCUGAGAGAGCCAACUUCUCGGUCUUUGCCAGCAUAAAGGAGGAGGCGUCUGACCUUGAUCAGGCCCUCGAUUCCUCUGUAGAUAAGGAGGUAAAGACCCAGUCUGUCACGCUGCCACUCGAGGAUGAGAUAGACAUCGAACUGUCAUCAGUCCCUGCAGACGGUGCUCAGUCUAUUGACGGGAAUGUGAAGAGUCAGGCCAAUCCUAGGGCCAAUUUGCACCUGUUGUUAUCAAGACAGUCAAAGUUUAUGGAGAGUGUCAAGGAAGUGACAACAUGGCAGUUCCUGUCAGCGGUGUCGCAGCUGUGCCACAUGGACACCAACCUGGCUGAAUGGGUGUGGCUGCAGUUCUUCCCCCGCAUUUGGAAGAUCCUCAGCGAGAAACAGCAGCAGGGCAUUGCAAGUGAGGUGAUUCCAUUCCUCUGUUCUGGAUCGCAUGUCAUCCAGAAAGACUGCCAUCCCUCAGCCCUCCACACCUUCACAGAAGCCCUGGCACAGUGCCAACCACCAGUGCCGAUCAGACCAGCAAUAAUGAAGUACCUAGGAAAGAGCCACAACCUUUGGCACCGCAUGACCCUUCUCCUGGAGCAGGCUGCUUUGGAACAGGGUGCCAUGACUGCUCCCAGGUCUACUAAGAAGGACCUGUAUGACUCCUAUGACAUGGAGCCUGUCACCAAUCCCCAACAGGAGAUACUAGACUCUCUCUCAGAGAUGUAUUCCCUGUUGAAAGAAGAGGACCUUUGGGCUGGCCUGUGGCAGACAGUAGCCCAUUAUCACGAGACAAGACUGGCUGUGACCUUUGAACAACAUGGGUUCUUAGAGCAAGCACAGGCAGCCUAUGAAUUGGCCAUGACAAAGGCCCGAACGGACAUGGCAGUUAGACCGGCCCCAGUCAAACUGCAGUCAGAGAUGAAGCUCUGGGAAGAUCGAUGGAUAAGAUGUGCAAAGGAGCUAAACCAGUGGGACUUAGUGCAAGAGUAUGGAAGCAGCGAAGCAUCAGGGAAUGCUUUGCUGGUCCUUGAGAGUGCAUGGAGGGUCCCUAACUGGGCACGCAUGAAAGAGGCGUUGGCUCAUGUAGAGCAGUCGUACCCUAAGGAGUUAGCCUGGAAGGUCAACUUGUACCGAGGCUAUCUGGCCAUCUGCCACCCAGAGGAGGAACAUCUGAAGCUGGUAGAGAAGCUGGUGGAGGCAGCAACUGUUCUCUGCAUCAGGGAGUGGAAGAGGCUCCCACACAUUGUGUCACACAUCCACUUACCGUACCUGCAAGCUGCUCAACAGGUAAUGGAACUGCAAGAGGCCUGCCAGAUCCACCAAGGCCUCGUCCAUGGUCGUACAAAUUCUCUCCAUGACAUGAAGGCCAUUGUCAAGACAUGGCGCAAUCGUUUGCCAGUCAUUGCUGAUGACCUCUCCCAUUGGUCAGACAUCUUCACCUGGCGACAGCAUCAUUAUCAGUUCAUUGUCAAUCAUUAUAAUGACUCAAGUGAAAAUCAGAGCAUGCUAGGUGUCCAUGCCUCGGCACAAGCAAUCAUCCACUUCGGCAAGAUUGCACGGAAGCACAACCUAAGUAACGUGUGCUUUGAGUCCCUGUCAAGGAUCCACACAAUCCCCUCUGUGCCCGUGGUGGACUGCUUCCAGAAGAUCCGGCAGCAGGUCAAGUGCUACCACCAGAUGGCCACUGCAACGGGAAUGGGCAAGAACGAGUUGCAAGGGGGUCUGGAAGUGAUUGAAUCAACAAACCUAAAAUUCUUCAACAAAGACAUGACAGCAGAAUUUUAUGCAUUGAAGGGCAUGUUUUUGGCACAGCUUGGUCGAAGUGAAGAAGCAAACAAAGCCCUGAGUGCAGCAGUACAGCUGCAUGACACCCUUGUGAAAGCCUGGGCGCUCUGGGGGGAUUACCUGGAGGCCCUCUUCACCCGUGACCCCACACACAUCAACCUUGGGGUCUCGGCCAUCACUUGCUACCUACAUGCAUCACGGCACCAGAAUGAGUCCAAGUCUCGAAAAUAUCUGGCCAAGGUGCUGUGGCUGUUGAGCUAUGAUGAUGAGGCGGGAAGUCUAAGUGAUGCUGUUGAUCGCUAUUGCAUUGGGGUUCCUCCCAUACAGUGGUUACCAUGGAUACCACAGCUCCUCACCUGCCUGGUGCGGCCUGAGGGCAAGGUGAUCAUCAACCUCCUGAACCAAGUGGGUAGGAUGUUCCCACAGGCUGUGUACUUCCCCAUUCGUACCCUUUACCUUACACUCAAGAUCGAACAGAGAGGGCGUAUCAAAAGUGUGGAUCCCUCAGCUGCGACUGCACAGAAGGCCCAGCAAGGCAGCCAGGCACAGCAACAAGGACAAGGCCAGACAUCCACGCAGCAGCAGGCACAGCAGGGACAGCAAAGUGGGCAGCAGCAGGCCACAGAAACUGCGGGAUCUAUCAAGGCGACAGAGCCAAUGUGGAGAUGUUCACGCAUCAUGCACAUGCAGAAGGAACUCCAUCCAACGGUCCUGGCUUCUCUCGAGGGCAUUGUAGAUCAGAUGGUGUGUUUCCGAGAGUACUGGGAUGAGGUAGUGUUACGACAACUCCGCCAAGCACUUGCAAAGUGUUAUGCAGUUGCUUUUGAAAAUUCAGCAGCUGUCUCAGAGGCUAAUAUUACACCACACACCCUCUCUUUUGUGAAGAAACUUGUUUCAACGUUUGGAAUUGGUAUUGAAAAUAUCAGCAGCUCAGUGAGUGGUGGAGGGCAGUAUGGCAGUGCGGCGUCUGAGUCCCUGGCCAGGCGUGCCCAGGCAACAGUCCAAGACCCUGUGUUCCACAAGAUGAAAGGCCAGUUCACCACUGACUUUGACUUCUCACAGCUGGGCUCCAUGAAGCUGCACAACCUUAUACACAAACUCAAGAAAUGGAUCAAGAUUUUGGAGGCCAGGGUGAAGCUGCUGCCCAAGUGGUUCCUGAUUGAAGAAAAGUGUCGUUACUUGAGCAAUUUCAGUCUUCAAACAGCAGAGGUUGAAUUACCAGGAGAGUUCUUAUUGCCAAAGCAUUCGCACUACUACAUCCGGAUAGCAAGGUUCAUGCCCAGAGUAGACAUAGUUCAGAAGCACGGUUCUGCAGCCAGAAGGCUCCACAUUCGUGGUCACAAUGGCAGAGUUUAUCCCUACCUUGUUGUUAAUGAUUACUCGCUUAGUGAUGCACGUCGAGAAGAACGUGUCUUGCAGCUGCUAAGGAUGCUAAAUCACUUCUUUGCCAAACAAAAGGAGACGAGUCGCAGGCUAGUCAACCUAAGCAUCAGUCGUGUGGUGGCUGUGUCACCACAGAUGAGACUGGUGGAGGACAAUGUGUCUUCUCUUUCACUCCUUGACAUAUACAAGCUCCGAUGUGCGAAGAGGCAGCUGGAGCCUGACACACCUGUCACGAGAUAUUAUGAGAGGCUAGCAUCUGUGCAGGCGCGAGGUUCACAGGCUUCUCAUCAAGUGCUACGAGAUAUAGUGAAGGAAGUACAGAACGCCAUGGUGCCCAGGUCGAUGCUGAGAGAUUGGGCUCUCACUACUUAUCCAAACCCCACUCACUACUGGACGUUUAGAAAAAUUCUCACCAUCCAGCUAGCCCUAAUUGGUCUUAUGGAAUACCUGCUGCACCUAACCAAGUUGUAUCCUGAUAUGAUGUACAUUCAUCAGGACUCGGGGCUUAUCAAUGUUGCUUACUUCAAAUUCAACAUUGAUGAUGCCAAAGGUGAACUGGAUGGGAAUCGGCCAGUGCCAUUCAGACUGACUCCAAAUCUGGCAGAGCUGGUGACAAGCAUUGGCGUCUCCGGUCCUUUCACAGCCUGCAUGGUGGCCACGGCAAGGUGUCUGGCCACUCCCUCUUUCAAGGUUAAUGCAUUCCUUAGAGCAAUUAUGAGGGAUGAAAUCAUCUCAUGGCACAAGCGGCAGGAGGGAGCCAGCGUGGAGGGCUCUCAGGGUACAGGGCCAAUGGAAGGGGAAGCCCUCAUCACUCGUGUUAACAAAGCAGUCACUGCCAUAACCACUCGCAUACAGUCGCUGGCAUCCAGUGAUGGGGCUGACAGCAAGGUGACACAGCUGGUGCGUGCUGUGAACUGUGUGGACAACUUGUGUCGCAUGGAUCCAGCCUGGCAUCCAUGGCUGUAGGUUGUGAGGGGAGAAUUGGGGAUUUUAAUAAAUUAAAUGUUUCAUUUGCCGCCAGAAGGGCAAAUUCAGAUCAGCACCUAAUGUUUAGGUGGAUAUUGUGUACAGGAGAAACAGGGACUUUGUACAUAUUACAUAGUGAAUACAUGCAUUGACAGUAAUACCCUUGGUGUAAUGAUGUUAUGAAUCAACUCUUACUGUCGUAUUUGAUAUUAGACAUUACCAUCUCCAGAAGUUGAAAUGGAAAGAUAUUACUACACUUAUUUAUUUAUUCCAAUAUGUAGAAAUCAUCUUACAUGUCCUGUCAGCAUUAUUCAUCUUGUCAGCUCUCUUCAUUUAAGCUAAUUCACAUAUGAAUGACAUUUUGCUGUGGCAGUUAUCAUUUCAUGUUUCAAAUCUCAUGUGAUCAUUGUUUUAUACAAGUAGUUUUAUACAUAGAUUAUAUAUAAAUUUCCAAAUAUAG
Molecule: messenger RNA, 12049 nt
Organism: Penaeus monodon (black tiger shrimp)
Lineage: Eukaryota; Metazoa; Arthropoda; Malacostraca; Decapoda; Penaeidae
Gene: Nipped-A
Product: transformation/transcription domain-associated protein-like
Exons: 39
Coding region: 88-11589 (3833 amino acids)
Biological process (GO): regulation of DNA-templated transcription; DNA repair
Cellular component (GO): nucleus; NuA4 histone acetyltransferase complex; SAGA complex
Molecular function (GO): transcription coregulator activity; protein binding
Source: RefSeq, a predicted model, not a curated record